GCUCUCGUUCACUUGUUUCCCUGAGCUCACAGCAAGCAGAAACUGUUACGGUACGCCUUCUCUCGUCAUUUGACCACCGACACCGAACGCGUCGAACCCAGUGGCAAGCACAGGAACCAUGGCACCAUUGCAACGAGAYAAUGAUACGAUAAGCAGAUGUGGAUCCGCUGCGAAGCUCGAAACAAAGACCACCCCGCUCACGAACGAGGCCACCAACUCAGCCGAAAGCACCAGGAAACCAGCGGAGGAAGGAUUCGAUGUGUCUUCUUUUCCAGCAAUGCCGUGGAUGAGCRCCAUCAUGUGGCCUCUGAUGCUCACUGUCCCGCUAGUUCUGAGCACAUCCGGGUCUCCACUGCACUAUAGCAAUGUCUUCCCCGAAUCGUGGUAURUCAUCGAGGACUCGAUGGCAGAAAACRUUUCUUCCCCAAAACCGCUGGGAUUGUGUCUGGGCUUGAUCGCGGUCGCUGUGGGCCAGCUUCUGUGUUUGUUUGUCUUCUAUUUCUUCAAGUAUGGUUACAUGUCGCCGAAAGGAGAAGAACCUUUAUCGAUUCAAACACGGGGAGCGCGAAAAUAUGAAUACCUAGAGGGGCUCACAACCCACUUGUCACAACCAGAGGGAUUUGUUUUGUUGGGGGGAUACCUCAGCGGAACGUGGAUGUUUCRACUGAUGCCCGCAGCUUAUUAUUCCUUUGAAGGGGGGAUUGAAUGGSCCAAGGUGUUUUUGUGCUUAGUGAUCCAGGAUGGAAUUCAAUUUGUUAUGCACCUGUUGGAACACAAUGUUUCCCCAGCGUUUUACAAAUACUCGCACAAACCGCACCAUAGGUUUACCAAUCCGCGUCUUUUUGAUGCCUUCAAUGGAUCYAUGCUCGAUACCAUCUUUAUGAUUCUGGUACCACUUUAUGCAACGGCAAACCUGGUCGACUGCAACGUGUGGUCCUACAUGGCGUUUGGGAGCUUGUACGCCAACUGGUUGACGCUGAUUCAUUCCGAAUACACAUUUCCAUGGGACGGYCUGUUCCAUUCCGUAGGCUUYGGAACCUCGGGGGACCAUCACGUCCAUCAUGCGUUUUUCAAAUACAACUAUGGUCACUUGUUCACGUGGUUCGAUCGAGUGUGGGGAACCUACCGACACCCUGCCGARUACGCGCCCAAACAAUUUAACGAGCUUAGGUGAAGUAGACGAAAUAUUACYGAGAACGGAACAGGUAGCGAUGGCUUUCUUCGUUCGAAAAASUCUUGGUAUGAUAUUUGUYUGUAUGUUUCCGGGAUAGAUGUUGUGGGUGAGGGAUCCUCCUGAGGGUCCACAGAUAGUGUAACCGUAGUUUUGUGCAACAAAAUAAAUCGUAAAGGUUUGAAAGACUAACGAGGUGUUUUUGAAGUGAUAAUUGUUYGGAAUGAAAUAUUCCUCGUUUUGAUGACAACUAUCAUUCGAGGCAUUGGAAGCAUUWGUAGGAUUUGCGAUGAUAUUUAACUACCAUAAAAUGCCUAGAUUUCG
Messenger RNA from Pseudo-nitzschia multistriata, 1495 nucleotides. The record is from the annotation of a GenBank genome assembly. Lineage: Eukaryota; Bacillariophyta; Bacillariophyceae; Bacillariales; Bacillariaceae.